Molecule: messenger RNA, 3122 nt
Organism: Megalops cyprinoides (Indo-Pacific tarpon)
Lineage: Eukaryota; Metazoa; Chordata; Actinopteri; Elopiformes; Megalopidae
Product: rho GTPase-activating protein 24
Exons: 9
Coding region: 135-2030 (631 amino acids)
Biological process (GO): negative regulation of ruffle assembly; negative regulation of Rac protein signal transduction; signal transduction
Cellular component (GO): focal adhesion
Molecular function (GO): GTPase activator activity
Source: RefSeq, a predicted model, not a curated record
CUCUCCCUCUGUCCCUAUCUCCCUCUCUGCAAUCUUCAGGGAAUAUGGCAACGUACGGGGAAAGCACCGGAGGUUCGGCGAUGGGAUGCCACAGGGGUUAGGAGGUGUCUGGGAGUGAGACAGACACUGGCAGCAUGGGGCUCGCCUGCUUCAAGUCCUGGAAAUAUGACAGUGCUGCACGGAAAGGAGGGAACCGAGACGUGCCAGUCAGCCCUGGCUCCUACUUCUUCCUGUCCAACAGCUGCGGUCAAGGCGAGGAGUGGCUGAAGACCCUCAACAAGGGCGUGUGGAUUCCGUUCACAGGGGUGUUUGGCCAGCGGCUGGAGGAGACUGUGGUGUACGAGCGGCGGUACGGGGAGCACAUGGCGCCCCUGGUGGUGGAGCAGUGCGUGGCGUUCAUCCGCGAGCGAGGGCUCCUGGAGGUGGGCCUGUUCCGCCAGCCCGGCCAGGCCACACUCGUCAAGGAGCUGCAGGAGGCCUUUGACGCCGGAGAGAAGCCAUCCUUCGACAGCAGUACAGACGUGCACACAGUGGCAUCUCUGUUGAAGCUGUACCUGAGGGAGCUGCCGGAACCUGUGGUGCCCUUCUCCCGAUACCAGCACUUCCUGCUGUGCGGCAAACACACUCUAACAGACAGGAAGCAGGGGCUGGUGGAGCUGAAGAAACUCUUACACGAACUUCCUGUGGCUAACUUCAACCUGCUGCACUACAUCUGCCAGUUUUUAAACGAGGUUCAGUCCUACUCCAGCAGCAACAGAAUGAGCAUCCAGAACCUGGCCACUGUGUUCGGACCCAACAUUCUGCGGCCCAAAGCUGAGGACCCAGAGAGCAUCAUAGGAGGAGCAGCUGUGGUGCAGCAGCUGAUGUCGGAGCUGAUCCGAGAGUGUGACAGCCUGUUCGGCAGAGACACGGACGCCGUGACGUGGCCGGAUCCCGCCCUUCCCUCGGCCCAGCACGGAGAUGCGGAGGAGGAGGGGGCCCACACAGGGGCCCUCCACCCGGCAGAGCAGCACACCCCCGCGGCCUGCACACGCCAGCUCUCCCUGUCUCUCGCAGUUGACAGAAAAGGAGAGCUCCAGAGUUCCCAGAGUGAGACUGCACCACGCCGCCGGUCUGAGGCGGAGCACCGCCACCCCGAGACACCCUCCCUGAGCAGCUUUAGCAACACCCUGCACGACGGCCACCAGCAGUCCCGCCCAGAGCGGCACUCAGCUGAAACCGGAGGCGCCCUCCCUCCCCCUCCCCCGACACUGGGGCAGGAUGGCCCCGUGCCAGACAGCGCGCUCCCAGGCGGCUGGGCCCGCAGAGAGAGGCGGAGCUGGGCAGCAGAGAGACGCAGGGGCAGCGACGCAAACGACAGCACCCUGUCCGUGUACGACAACAUCGACAGCCGCGGCCGUGCCCCCAGCCCCGUCAGCCCCGGCAGCCCAGCCGCCGUCGCCCCAGAUGACGGGAUGACCAGCGCAGAUGAAAGCUCCUGGUCAUCCUGCGAGGUCUUGCUGCAGGAGGGUGGUGCCAGAAACGAUACCGGAGCCGGGACGGGACCCGGAACCGGCGCAGGCCGGGCAUCCUCCCUCAGGACGGACCCUGAGGAGCUCCGGGUCAACUCGCCCGCCUCCUCCACCGCCCUGACCGACGCCCCCCUGAGCAGCGGCAGCAGUGAGGUGUUCCUGCCCUCUGCCCCCCCGGACCCCUCACUCCCUGCCUCCUCCAACACCAUGCAGUGCCUCCUGGCGGGCCUCCGGCAGCAGAUGGCCCGGCAGAAGGCCGAGUACGAGGCCCAGAUCAGAAGCCUGGAGCGGCAGAACGAGGCCCUGCAGGGGGAGGUGGCGGGGCUGCAGGCCAACCUGGAGCAGCAGCGGCGCUGGUACAAUGUUGUGGAGAUGAAGAUGCGCAACGCCGAGCGGGCCCGCGCCGACGCUGACCGCCGCAACACCGCCCUUCAGCAGGAGAUGGAGCAGUUCUUCGACACCUUCGGCGAGCUCAGCAGCGAGGCCAGGAAGGCCGAGCGCAUCGUGCAGAGCUUCUGAGCUUCCUGUGAGGGCAGACGUGAGGAGAGGGGAGAAGCAGCGGCCUGUGGAGGGACCAACCCGAUCACUGGGGCCCGCCACAAGGUCGAAGAAACCGCCACAGUGUGAAGCUAUUAGCGGCUAUAAUGAAGUUAUUAUGGACCAUGUAUGCGUGCAGUGUGGAAGUAUUAAUAUCAGAUUAAUAACAGAAUAUCAGAAUUGAUGCCCCCCCCCCCAUUCCUAGACUCUCUGCAUAAAACUCUGCAAGCGGGAGAUCAGAGCCAGUAACCAAGACUGCUAUUCCACGGCCGACACUCCGGUUUGAGCAUUUUCCUCAUGUGAUCUCAGGAUUUUUUACUUUUAGUGAAGGAUUUUUUUUUUUUUUUGGAUCACUGCACUGGUUCAGGUCUCUGCCUCAUUGGUGCUUGGGUCCACUCUAUGCAGGAACUCUUCAGAGUGAGAGCUAUGCAACCCUGUACUGAAACACGCCCGCUACCCUGAGCGCCUCGAACAUUGCGGCCUUUGAGGACACGUCCCAGAAUUCCAUGGGGGUCCCAUUCUGUGCUACUGUCACCAAACCGAUGGCCUUUUCAAAAUUUUGAGAUUUUGUGAUAAUCAUUUAGUGUAUAUGCAUAGACAAAAAACAUCUUUGCCUGACCGUACAACACACACAUGCACACACUCUCACAUACACAGAUCAAAGUACAAUCCUCCAGUCUUGAAUCAGUCUGUGAAAUUAAUGUCUGUUUGUAUGAAAGCAGACCAUUUCUUGUUAAAGAGUGCACUUGACCAGGUCAUGUAGCUGGAAUUGAACCACAUGAUCACGGGGUCAAGACAGCAGCAGGAGCAGAACCAAGGUUACUGCUGUGUAGAUUCACUAAUUUUUAAAUAAUCUGGACGGUUUAUUGUGUUCACAGAGCCCACUGUGUCAGCUGAUCUGCACAAUAAAUCAGUGCACCUGUGAGGCACAUCCCGAGGCCUUCUGCACCUGGUAAUGCCCUUUAUUUCUGCCGCAGGAGAAUCAGAAUCCAGUAGGCACAACCAACUGACAUUAUCUCACACCCACACUCAUCUUCAUGUAUACCCUCACUCACUCACACGCACACACACAAA